Messenger RNA from Ambispora gerdemannii, 1230 nucleotides. The record is from the annotation of a GenBank genome assembly. NCBI's taxonomy places the organism in Eukaryota, Fungi, Glomeromycota, Glomeromycetes, Archaeosporales, Ambisporaceae.
AUGAACUCUACUCCAUAUUCCAACGAAUUCGAAAUUCGUAAAACAGCACACGCUGCUCUACUUGCACGUUAUGCACGUGAUUAUCCGUCUCUUCUCUUACUAUCCGCGUUUCCAUUAGUUCAACGCGUUCAUUUUCUUGCACAGCAACAAGAUUUAGAAUCAUAUUUCCAGUGGCAGUUUGACGCUUCUUCUAGCUUUUUGCAACGCGAAUGGAAUCCGCACUCUUCAACUAGCGUGUUGCAAGACGCACCAAUAUAUUAUAAAAGGUGGGAUAAGGAGACGUUGCAUGCAAUGUUGGAAUUUGGAAGAAAGGGUACUCAAAGGUUUGUUGUAGUAUUAUUGUGGGAAGAAGAAAAGCAAAAGUUUUGGCAGAAAGACAUUAAAUACGAAGAACAACAAGAACUAGAACAAGAACAGACUAAAGAGUCGGAGAAACUUGAAUUCAAGAGUUGGAAGUAUUAUAAUACGAAGGAAGUGUUAAAUUGGGAGGAGUAUCUAAGUGAUGGAUGGGAAUUGGUAAUAGAUCUUACAGAUCAAAAGUUUAACAAGCUUAAAACAAUCAUCCCUUCUGAUAUUGCUGAAGAAGAUGAGUCGGACGCCGAUUAUUGGGAUCAGUAUCCCGCCUCUGAUGAUAAAGACGUUGCAGCUUCAUCAGAAAGCAGUGUGCAAAAUAAUCGUUCAUCAGGUGAUGAUGACAAUGGGGAGUCUUAUUGGGAUCAAUAUGGGCAACCUUUGGGUAAUAGACAUAGCACCUUCAAAACAAUUUCCUCCUCCAAAACUUUGACUAAAUCACUACUGGAUGAGUGUAUUCACGCGUCAGGGAAAAUCUCGAAUGUUGGUAUCGAAAAUUCAGCAUUUAAUGAUAACGGAUUAGAAACAGUAACAAAUAAUAGUAAAGUACGAUUCGACAAGACAGAAAACGAUAGGGAAGAGAAUCAAAACGGCAAUACUAUAGAAACCGCUCUAUUGACAUCAUUUCCACCGCCAAAUGACGAACCUGCACAGAUUGAUAGAAUACAGCACCAAGAGACCCCAGAAAAGGAGACUGAAAGGUUAACGAUCUCAACAACAUCGCCGUUAUCAUCAUCGGUGCAAAAAGAAGCCCUGAAUAAUGAAAUUCAAACAUUUGUUUCUGAUGCUGUUAGAUCAGUAUAUGGAAUGGCAAAGUUAAAUGGAAUAUCCAAAGAGAAAUUCCUAGAGUUGGCGUGGGAUGCAGUAACGAAAGAAUGA